AUGGACUUCACAACAUCCGAAAUGGAUGAUCGUUCUAAACCGUUUGACUUCGAUGUAACACACCGCGAUCUCAUUCAUCAGGUUGCCUUUGAUCAUCAUGGUCGACGUCUUGCUACGUGUUCAAGUGAUAUGACAUUGUCCGUUUGGGACCGAACACCUGAGGGAGCAUGGAUCAAAGCAGCUAGUUGGAAGGUGCAUGGUGGUGCUGUCUGGAGAGUCGUUUGGGCUCAUCCCGAAUUUGGACAGCUACUGGCUACAUGCUCAUAUGACCGCAGUGUACACAUAUGGGAAGAAAUAAGGAGCGCACCAGGAGCAGAAGGUCGUAAGGGUGCUCGUUGGGUUCGGAAAGCUUACCUGACCGAUAGCAGAGCGAAUGUUACUGAUAUUGCGUUUGCUCCUCGACAUCUAGGCCUAUUGCUGGCGACAGUAUCAGCGCAAGGUAUUGUACGGAUUUACGAAGCAGCCGAUGUAAUGGAUUUAUCAAGAUGGUCUCUAUGUCACGAACUUCAGGCUUUCUAUACAAGAUGCGGUAGUGUGGAGUGGAGUCGAUCUCGGAUACAUAAACCUCUUCUUGCUGUUGCCUCCGACGAUAAACGUGCAGAAAAUGAUGAACGUGUCGUGAUCUAUGAACACAACGAAAAUUUGCGGAAGUGGCAGCGAGUAAUUUCGCUUCGGCUAGAUUUAGCUUUCCCGGUGACUGAUCUGCGCUUCUCUCCAAUUGCUCUCGCUGAUUCGCAUCAGUUGGCCGUAGCAGCUGGAGAUGUGCACGUGUACAGUAUCAAGAUCCCCGUAUCAGCUUUUGUUGAUGACGACAACGGAACUCCAGAGAACGUACCGACUGAUGCAACAGAAUACUCGGCGAACAAAGUUGCUGUUCUUGGCGACGAACGUCGUGCGUGGCGCAUCAAAUACAAUGUUACUGGGACAGUACUGACAGCGUCAAGUGGCGAUGGGACCGUUCGAGUUUGGAAAGCAAUGUUCGUAAAUCAAUGGGCUCUGUUAGCAGAAAUGUCGUCAGAAGACUAUCUGGAGGAAAGGGAAUUAAUAAAGGUGAAAGGUGUACUGUCUGAGGCGGGACGAGGCGAUGGAGAAGCAUAUCAACGGAAGACCUACUACUAG
This is a messenger RNA of Necator americanus (New World hookworm), 1119 nucleotides long. RefSeq lists its product as uncharacterized. Gene Ontology annotation, molecular function: protein binding; structural molecule activity. Gene Ontology annotation, cellular component: nuclear pore outer ring; Seh1-associated complex. NCBI's taxonomy places the organism in Eukaryota, Metazoa, Nematoda, Chromadorea, Rhabditida, Ancylostomatidae. The transcript has 10 exons. Gene Ontology annotation, biological process: cellular response to amino acid starvation; positive regulation of TORC1 signaling. Bases 1 to 1119 code for a protein of 372 amino acids. The record is from RefSeq and is a predicted model, not a curated record.